GUCGAGGACAAACCACAGCCAAACCACUGCCCUCCGCCUGUGCCAAGGCGCUAGGAGUCGACAUUGAUCACAGUCAACGACAGCUGCAGCAGUGCUGCAGUUGUAGAGUGCGUAGCACCGUGUGCAGCACCGUGUGCAGCAGACCAUCAGCAAUCAGGGACGGAUGCGCGUCAGUGAUGCGGCAGUAGCGUGAACUGUUUGCAGAAAAUCAAUCAAAACGAUGCGCGUGGACUACAUCCUCGCGACCCACCUCCAGUGCAAGCCGCGCAGCGACCGCGUCAAAGCCGCGCUGGCCGAGGGCUUGGUCGUUUUGCGCGACGUGGAUGGCGGCGAGCACGUGAUACGCGACGCGACGUUCCAGGUCGUCGUCGGCGCCGAGACGCUGCGUUGCGACGGGACGGAACUGAAGCGGCCGUUCCAGCGCCUCCUUGCGGUCCAUAAAGAGGCCGACGGUAGUGUAGAAGACGCCAUCGGCGCGCUGGCCCACCCGGACCUCGGGAUGAUCGGACGUUUAGAUAGAGACACGUCGGGACUCGUGCUCUGCGGCACGGACGGCGGUCUGCAGUGCCUGCUGGCGCACCCCUGCAGCCACGUUUCUAAAACUUAUGAGGUUGCGCUGGGGCCGUUGCGCUACGCGCGCGUCCACGCCGCGGAGGGGCCGCCCUCGGCGACGGGCCCGCUCGACGCCGACGCCGAGAGCAAGUUCGAACGAGGCCUCGUCCUGGACGAUAGGCGGGGCACCAAGUGCGCGGCUGCGACGCUCGAGCGCCUCGGCGCCCUCCGCGUGCGCGUGACGCUGGCCGAGGGGAUGCACCACCAGGUCAAGCGGAUGGUGGGCGCGUGCGGCGGAGCGGUCGUGGGCUUGGCGCGGACGGCCGUCGGGCCCGUACGGCUCGGAACGCUGGCGCCGGGGGCCGCGCGGCCGGUCACGGAUGAGGAGCUGCGUGCCAUCGCCCGCGCGGUGCCCCUGCGCCUCCGCGGCGGCGCGGCGCGCAAAGCUCACCAGCCCGACGCGGGCCGGCCGUGCGAGCGGUCGAUCCGGGCGCGGAAGGCGAAGAACCGUGUGGUGGUGUAAGUGUCUCGUGUGU
Messenger RNA from Pelagomonas calceolata, 1088 nucleotides. Lineage: Eukaryota; Pelagophyceae; Pelagomonadales; Pelagomonadaceae. The record is from the annotation of a GenBank genome assembly.